Messenger RNA from Mollisia scopiformis, 1595 nucleotides. RefSeq lists its product as uncharacterized. Bases 1 to 1446 code for a protein of 481 amino acids. Lineage: Eukaryota; Fungi; Ascomycota; Leotiomycetes; Helotiales; Mollisiaceae. The record is from RefSeq and is a predicted model, not a curated record. The transcript has 3 exons. Gene Ontology annotation, molecular function: catalytic activity.
AUGUCUCCACGCAACGAUACCUACCUCUCUCUCGCCUUGGCUCAGGCCAACCUUUCGCCACUUCACUACCGCCACGGUGCAAUCAUUGUUCGUGGUGGCAAAGUCAUUGGGCAGGGUUUCAACUGCUACAAGCCCGGCUUCGAUGGCGGUGCCUUGAAGACCGGCAGUUUGCCCUCCAGCUCCAUCGACGGCCCAGCUAUUGCUGAGCUCAAGGAGCGUUUGAAAACGAAGACGAAGCCUAAGAGUAAGUCUAAGCAGGAUAAUCAGCAGGACGAGGGUACGUUCACGCCAUUCGAGUCCAUGGGCUGUGGUCAUAAUGCCAACGCUCCUCUGAGCAUGCAUUCGGAGAUGAUGGCUAUCAAGUCCGCUCUCUCCCUCUCUUCCGGUACCUUGUCUUCUCAGACCUCGGCUCGCUCAGCGAAGUGCUUCGAAAAACCGUGCUUCAAGUUACCGGGUGAUUCUAAAAAACGGAAAGCCCGAGCACGCGCGCUCAAAGCCUACGCUGCGGCCGUCUGCCUCGAAGCCAGCACCGGCCAGGCCUACGGUGGCAAGUUCUCUAUUCAAAAGCAGAGUUUUGAACCAGGCACAUCUCAACCAGGUCAACAAGGAGAACAACAAGUGCAACGACAAGGAGGAGAGCAGUGGGUUUCACGAAGUGAAGGAGGACGUGGCGGCGAAUCCGAACGAAAGUGCCGAGAAACACCUCAGGAAGAGAAACCGGCCGGCUACUACCCUCACGGGCCUCAACACAAACACUAUCAACAUAAGCGCGGUUCAGAGCCGCAUGCUUACAGGUCUUCAGACAACAGUGGUUCACUAGCUACGUGUCUAUCUAGCCCUACGGAUGAUUUCAUAAAAUCUAAAACACCCAAAAACAAGAAUCCUACAUUCCCUCCUUCCGUAACACCAAAACCUCAGCAAAUCUUAAUCACCAAAAAUAAAUCUCUAAAUGCCAAACACUCCGUCGCCGCCCGCACCAAGGACCUCCGUCUCAAAGGCUCAGACCUCUACGUCGCUCGCCUCGGCACCCACAACACCGCACCCCUCAAACCCAAAUCUCAGCACCGCAAACCUCCCGACCAAGCACCACCUUCACCACCAACACUUAGCAAAGGACCUUCAUCCCUCUACGACGAACUUUCCCCCCUCUGCCGCUCCGUCUCUCCUUCCACAUCUCUUCCAGACCCCCCAGACCCAGAGAAACCCGAAAUCCGAGCCUCGAGACCUUGCUAUAGAUGCGUGGCAGCUAUGCAUUCCGUCGGCAUCAAAAGAGUCUUCUGGACCACGCAGGAUGGGGAGUGGGAAGGGGCUAAGGUGAGAGAUUUGGUGGAGGCGCUGGAGAUGGGGUUGGAGGGGGAUGGGGAGGUGGGGACGGGGCAGGAGAGCAAGGGGGUUUUUGUUACGAAGCAUGAGGUGCUGAUGUUGAAGAGAGUUAUGGGGCUCUGAGUAGGUGUAGAUUUCUGCAAGGUUUAGAGUUAUUCAUGUUUGUUUCAAUGUCCUUGUGUGAUUUGUCAAUGGGCUUGUGACAUGUACGAGGUGAUCGAGUGGUGCUUAGAUGAUUCAUAAGUAUGGAUAUGACCUGAGGGCUUGGGCAG